This is a messenger RNA of Cylicostephanus goldi, 810 nucleotides long. The record is from the annotation of a GenBank genome assembly. Lineage: Eukaryota; Metazoa; Nematoda; Chromadorea; Rhabditida; Strongylidae.
AUGGAAACAAGUCGCACAUUUGACGCGGGUUCGCUUACGUCCACUCUUUUCAAAUCUCCUAUAAAAGAGCAGUUUGAAGCAUUGGAGAGAGGGGAGACGACAGCAGAGGAUUUUGACCCAUUGUUCACCCAUUUCUUCAACAAGCAGCACAAGCGCGCAGAAAAUUUCAUUCCUAUUAUUUCUUCUGUUAUCGAUGGAAUCAGCGACAAGAAGAUUCUACCAGAAAUGGCCUCCUUGCUAAGAGACUUACGCUCAGUCGGAAUCAAAACAGCCCUGCUUACCAAUAAUUUCUAUGCCGAUCGAGCCCGGCUUUCUCCAACGAUUCCGAAAGGCAUAGAAAAUUAUUUUGAUGUAGUCGUAGAAUCAUGUAGGGCUGGUAUGCGAAAACCAGAAUACGCUAUUUACACUCACGUAUGCAAUCUGUUGAAGGUAAAACCGGAAGAGUGCGCACUACUCGAUGAUUUGGGAGCGAAUCUCAAAGCUGCCAAAGCCAUGGGCAUUUUCACUAUCAAAGUCACUUCUCCCUUGAGAGCCACGGAAGACGUCAGAAAUAUGCUUUCAGAUCUGUUUGAAUAUCCGUCAAAUACUAGAGAUUGUUUGCCAAAAGAGCGACUACCAGAGGAGAAAUUACAAAAGUUUCUUCAAAAAGAACUAGCUUUGGCAGAAUGCAGCCCGUUCAUCAUUCGUCGUUUUGGACAUGGUCAGUCAAACCCUACCUAUUACAUCGAAGCUGGAGACACUGAGCUUGUGUUGAGAAAGAAGCCGGUAUGUCCUAAACAUGCUUACCAAUCAGUCUCUUCAAAUUAUUGA